UCCCUGUCGCGGUCUGGAGUGGGGUCCCGAGUCGGGGAGUGAGGCGGCGGGGGACUGUCGGCGACCCAUGACUGAGCUCCGAGCCCCUGGCCGGUGAAGGCGGCGUGUAAGGAUGACGUUUGAUGAUGUGGCCUUAUAUUUUUCGGAGCAAGAGUGGGAGAUCCUGGAGAAGUGGCAGAAGGAAAUGUAUCAGCAAGUGAUGAAGACCAAUUAUGAGACUCUUGAUUCUCUGGGUGGCGUUUUUUCCAAGCCAGAUUUGAUUUCCUGGAUAGAACAAGGGAAAAUGCUGUUAAUCAGAGACCAGGGACCCUUGGAGAAAAACAUAACACUUAGCCCUUCUACUGAUGAGCAGUGGGACUUGCAGAAGACUGGAAAGUUGCCGUAUUUUGGUGACCAAGGAACUCUCAGGGCAAAAGAGAAGGAAGGCCAUUUAAAUGGUCUCCUAAAGCAGGGUUCAUGUGCUACCUUACCAGGGGAGGAAAGAAAGAUCUUAUCAGAUGAAAGAGCAACCUUACAGCAUCCAAGUCUCCAAGAAAUAGGGAUUGUACAUAAAAACCUUGACCUCAGAGCAUCUAAUCAGGAUAACAGCAAUCCAUGGCAUAAGCUGAUAGGUACUCCAGGUCACUUGGAAAUUCCACCAGGACCAAGAUUUUAUUCCUGCUUUGUCUGUGGGAAGGUCUUUCAGCUAAAAAGGGACUUGGUAAAGCACAAAAGAAACCACGCUAAGACUCAGCCCUGUAAAUAUUCAAAGCACAAAAACAAAUCCAGAGGGACCCCUGAACUCAGGUGGAACCGGAUGAUCCUGUGUAAGAAGAAGCGUUUCCAGUGUGGCAAGUGUGAGAAGAGCUACUAUCUCAAAUGCAGCCUGAUCACUCACCACCAGGUUGUUCACACGGGGCAGCGGCCCUUUCCCUGCCCUGAAUGUGACAAGACCUUCCAGUGUAAAGCCACAUUGAAGAAGCAUCUGUGUUUGCACAAAAGAGAGAAACCAUUUUCUUGUGAGCAGUGUGGCAAGGGUUUCACCCAGCAAUGCAAGCUCACUGAGCACCUCAGGGUGCACACUGGGGAGAAGCCUUUCCAAUGUCCAGAGUGCAACAGAGGUUUCCGCCAGCAGAGAAGUUUGAAGGCCCAUCUUUGCCAACACAAUGAGAAAAAAUCCUUCCAUUGUCCAGAAUGUGGCAGAAGCUUCUCCCGGAAGGCUGCCGUGAAGGCCCACCAGAGGAUACACAGUGGAGAGAAGCCGUUUUCUUGUGACGAAUGUGGUAGGAAAUUCACACACAAGACGAAACUCACUGAACAUAUCAGAGUUCAUACGGGAGAGAAGCCCUUCCAGUGUCCUGAGUGUAAGAAAAGUUUCCGCCUAAAGAGGAGCCUAAAAGCCCAUCUGUUUCAGCACAGUGGGAAGAAACCCUUCCAGUGUCCAGAGUGUGACAGGAGCUUCUCUUGGAAGAAUGCCAUGAAGGCCCACCAGCGUUUACAUAGUGAGGAGAAGCCAUUCUCCUGUGGGGAGUGUGGCAAGAGGUUCACCCGGCCCUCUAAGCUCACUCGCCAUAGCAGAGUCCACAACAGGCAAAAGGAAUUUUCCUGUGAUGAGUGCAAAAAGACCUUUCCUCGGCAGUCGAGGCUCACGGAGCACCUCAAGGUCCACACCAAAGAAAAGCCAUUCUCCUGUUCUGAGUGCAGCCGGAGCUUCAGCCGACACUCGCACCUCACUGAGCACAUGAGACUUCACAGUGGGGAGGAGCCUUUCCAGUGUCCUGAGUGUGACAAAAGCUUCUUUUGGAAGGCCUCCAUGAAAUUCCACCAGCGGAUACACAGGGGGGAGAAGCCCUUUGCAUGUGGCGAGUGUGGUAAGACCUAUACUCAGCAGUCUCAGCUCACUGAACAUAAGAGAAUCCACAGUGGAGAGAAACCCUUCCAGUGUCCUGAGUGCAAUAAAAGUUUCCGUCUCAAAGGAAAUUUGAAAAGCCACCUGCUCCAGCACAGUGACAAAAAGCCAUUCUCCUGUGUUAAAUGUGGCAAAAGUUUCACUCAGCAGUAUAGGCUCACUGAACAUAUUCGAGUCCAUAGUGGUGAGAAGCCCUUCCAGUGUCCCGAGUGUGACAAGAGCUACUGCAUAAGGGGAAGUUUGAAGGUCCACUUGCAUACGCAUAGUGGAGAGAAGCCUUUCAGGUGCUCUGAAUGUGGCAAGGGGUUCCUCCAGAAGAGAAGUUUGAAGACCCAUCUGCACCAUCACAGAGGGGAGAGGCCUUUUUCUUGUGAUGAGUGUGGAAGGAGCUUUACGUACAUGGGAGCACUCAACACCCACGUUGCGGUACAUGCCAGGGAAAAGCCCUUCAGUGUCUAGGUCAAGCCGUGCAGAAAGGAAGCGGCGACAGCUUUUAGGCGGAGCUAGCAGCUCUUGGAUCCAUGGCCUAACCUGGAUAAGGAAUUCACAAAAUGCUGACCUCAGAUACACUGGCCGGCUGCAUAGCAGGCAGGGUGGCGUGACGGCUCCUUCACGAAGAUUCCAAAUAAUCCAGAUGUAAAAAAAGAGGCAUCUCCCCUCUGUAAUCCCCAUGGGCAAGGCUUGCCAGUCAUGGAAGGAACAUUUUCUCUCUGCUUCCUAUUACCAGGCCUCCUUAUUUAAAUUUGUGUUGAGAUUUUCAGUUUUCUCAUAGUGAAUUUUCAUUUUCUCUCACGUGGUGAGAAAGCAUCUGUGUCUCGGGAGGAUUUCUCUCUAUUGCCAAAAAUAAAUGUCAUCUACCAUCUCCUUUGUUAACGA
Messenger RNA from Callorhinus ursinus (northern fur seal), 2764 nucleotides. Lineage: Eukaryota; Metazoa; Chordata; Mammalia; Carnivora; Otariidae. The record is from RefSeq and is a predicted model, not a curated record.